Molecule: messenger RNA, 969 nt
Organism: Closterium sp. Naga37s-1
Lineage: Eukaryota; Viridiplantae; Streptophyta; Zygnematophyceae; Desmidiales; Closteriaceae
Source: the annotation of a GenBank genome assembly
AUGCCGCCGAAAGGCUCGCGCAAGGUCGCCACGGAUGUGUCGCCGCCGGAGGUGAAUGCUCCCCUGGUUGACAAGCCUCUUGAUCCUGACGGCACGGUGGGAGAGGGGAAGGCGAGCGACGAUGUUACCCCUUCGGUCAGUGUAGUCACGGAGGCUGGCUCUUCAGGCUUAUCUGUGGAAGACAAGGCUGUGAGGGAGGAUGUGGAAGAGGAACUACUGGAUGUCUCGGAUGAUGAGCUCGACAUUGACUUCAGCACGGAUGAGUUGUGUAAUCUGCGUCACACGGCCAUUCUGCUUAUUCCGUUCAUCCUGGUUCAAGAACUCGCCUCGGUGGUUUCGACCGUUAAAGUGUUGAUGAAGCGUGUCUGGUGCUCCGCCCUGUCUGCUGAUGUCGUUAACACCGUGAAGUUUCAGAUCUUGCAACCCGCUUACAUCGCGAAGAUCAGGUUCUGCAGGCUCCAGGUCUCCUUCCUGCUGGAGGGGGACGCGACAGGGGUGCGUCAGUUUGAGGUGGAUUAUCAGAGGGUGAAUGGCAGACUGGUUCGGCUCUACUGGCAGCACACGGAUAACCCUGCGUUUGUCAGGGAACGGUCGUCCAACCCGCUCGCUGUUGAGGUUAUCUUCCGUAAUGUCUCCGCUUCGGUUACGCCGGAGGCUCUGCAGCGGCUGUUGGCUCACUAUAAGUUGAAGAUCAGUCAGCAGCCUAUCUACAAGGCUGGUCUCCACUUUCACAGGGUCCUGCAUCCGAUUACUGGUGCUGACACUGAGAUGGACUGCAAGAAGGCGCACGGCACGUCCUUCAUGGAGGCUUUCGACCAUACCCGUUUGGCGAGCCAUCUUUCUCACCUCGAAAAGCUUGGCACGGCCACCAAGCUUACCCUCGAGAAGGCGAAUCUCAGCGUCGUCAGGAAGGAGUUUGGGAUCCAGGGCUCCAACGGCACGGUCGCAUCGCAGCAGCAGCGUCGGUAG